Messenger RNA from Diaporthe citri, 1044 nucleotides. RefSeq lists its product as uncharacterized. The record is from RefSeq and is a predicted model, not a curated record. Lineage: Eukaryota; Fungi; Ascomycota; Sordariomycetes; Diaporthales; Diaporthaceae. The coding region runs from base 1 to 1044 and encodes 347 amino acids. The transcript has 2 exons.
AUGGUGAAUGAUCUCCAGAAUUCAUACCGCGAAGCUGUGACACAAGAACGUGGUGUUGAUGCCUACAACAAAUUUGUGGAGCAUUUCUCUUCCAGCCCCUGCUUUGACUCCCGUCGGGGAACGGUGAACGAAGGAGAGAUCGUGAGGCUAAUGCAACUACGUCUCAAUGCCCAAGAGCGUGCGGCAUUUCCUAACUCGCCAGAGAGUCAGACCGACUUGGGGCACGAAUCCCUUUCCCUAGCUGAACUGGUCAAAGUUUGGGUCGAUGAGUUACAUCGUCCUCGAGAAACUACUUUAGGAGAUAUUAGCGAGUGCCUGCAUAGGAUCGCUGAUGCGACCCCGGAGGAGGAGGACCAGGCUAGGUGGGCCCUCUCUUCUACCGAAAUUCGGCUCUGGUUGACUGCCAGCAAGUUCCAUGUGCUGUGCAUCAGUCCUGAGACAAGCACGGAUAGCGUGUUUUCGCCGAUCUCCUAUACAGUCGCUAUGCUCGCCGAGAGCCUGUUCCGAUCGAAAACAGCCCCGGUGGCUGCGUACUUUUGUGGUUUGCGACGCUGGGAAGAUGGAGCCACUUCUGGCAACGGUGCCUUGAACAUGUUGUCCAGCCUUGCGGGUCAGCUAAUACAGGAGAUUGGGGACAAGGUCCCUGAUUUCAACACUGCUUGUCUCCAGGGGAGAGAUCGCGAUGUUUCGCUUGGAAAGAUCGACGAGCUACUUUCAUUGCUCCGAGACAUCUUCAAUUCGAUGCCCCCUGGCAGUGAUGUAUUUGUGCUCAUCGACUCCUUUUGUCGCCUAGAGAUGAUCGACAAGCCGGGCUCAUCUGCAGCUAUUGGUGGUCUUCUGGAUAUAUGGAGGUCUUGCAAAGCCACCGUCAAGUUGGUCCUAACGGACGUCGUAUUUUACAACAUCCCCGACUCCGUCCAACGCGACAGUGAAAUGCUUUACGUUCCCGAUGAUGUCGAUGGCGGGAGGUAUGGUUUUAAUACUGAGCAAGCGGGAGAAGUGGCUGACCGUCUGGUUAUCGAGACUCAAGGUACUAUUGACUAA